AUGAAUGACUUCGUGCAUGAGGAUAUCGAAUUGAAACGCCGGGCGUGGGUCAUGCACUUCUCAGACAGGCGAACCAACAACAAAUUUAAGUUCGCCAAAAGGGGGAGUAGAAAAUACUUAACGACGUGGGUCAAGCAAAAAGACCAAACGGGUUUAUUCGAAAGAUGGGUGAAGAAGACACAGCUAAAUGAGAAGUACAAAGCGGACGAUGAACAGUUCAAAAGGCAAAGUGAUAAGGCAAAACUGGAGAGAGAGGACCCCAAUAUCGGCUCCCAAACGAACUGGACGAGGAGGAGCACCAGGAUAACUUUACACAAUAUUCUGGACAAGGAGACCUACAAAAGAUGCUAUGUUGAUCCGCCGAGCGAUUUUUCCCUGCAGGAGGACGAGGAAGAAGAGACAGAGGAGAAAAACGCAAGCGAAACAAACCCUAAGUGA
This is a messenger RNA of Plasmodium fragile, 438 nucleotides long. RefSeq lists its product as uncharacterized. The coding region runs from base 1 to 438 and encodes 145 amino acids. Lineage: Eukaryota; Apicomplexa; Aconoidasida; Haemosporida; Plasmodiidae. The transcript is spliced from 5 exons. The record is from RefSeq and is a predicted model, not a curated record.